AUGGAGGAGGAGGGCUGUGGGUGUCCCCUGACCAUUUAAAUCCAGCCAGCCACAGAGGAUCAGUGGGAUCCUGCUGGGCCCUGGAGGGUGAAGAGGGGCUCUUCCUGUUCUUCCCCAGCUGAGGGAUGAUGGCCAGACCCUGGCAGACCCCACAACUCCUGCUGGCCAUUCUGGUGGCCCUGGUGGCCCUCACCCACCAAGAAAGAAGGAAAACCUUUAUGAGUGUCGAAGAAGUGCCUGUAUCAGAGCCCCAGGUGAUAGCCACCUUGCAGUUUGUGAUCAACGACUUCAACAAGAAGAGUGAUGACAAGUACAAUUUCCGGAUUGUGCGGGUCCUGAAGGUCCGGAAGCAGGUUACUGACCACAUGGAGUAUCAUGUGAACAUGGAGAUGCGGCGGACCACCUGUCAAAAGCUGGAGACUACUAACUGCAUGUUUCAAGAAGGGGAACUUUAUAAGCAAAUUGAGUGCUUCUACUCAGUGUUCGUUGUUCCCUGGUUUGAAAAGUACAAAAUUCUGAACAAAAACUGCACCGAUGGCUAGGUGUCCUGAAGCACAUAUCAGCAAUCAUACAUUAAAAUAUCAUGCAAUAAGCAGUAAUUCUCAAUAUAGAAAAUAAAUGUUUGUCAAACUAUUAUCUCAACACUCUUAAUGUUUAUUAGUCCACUUCCCCCCUAAACUCUUCAGCUCAUAAUAAUGUAAUCUGAAGGUAUUCUGAGCUAGGAUAGUUUUAGGAUUCUAAUGAAGUGACAUAGAUAAUUCCU
Messenger RNA from Felis catus (domestic cat), 763 nucleotides. It is a transcript of the gene CST11, whose product is annotated as cystatin 11. Gene Ontology annotation, molecular function: cysteine-type endopeptidase inhibitor activity. Gene Ontology annotation, biological process: defense response to Gram-negative bacterium. The record is from RefSeq and is a predicted model, not a curated record. The coding region runs from base 126 to 542 and encodes 138 amino acids. Gene Ontology annotation, cellular component: nucleus; cytoplasm; sperm head. The transcript has 3 exons. Lineage: Eukaryota; Metazoa; Chordata; Mammalia; Carnivora; Felidae.